Panicum hallii is the source of this 2234-nucleotide messenger RNA. RefSeq names its product CTL-like protein DDB_G0274487. Gene Ontology annotation, molecular function: transmembrane transporter activity. The coding region runs from base 141 to 1727 and encodes 528 amino acids. Gene Ontology annotation, cellular component: membrane. The record is from RefSeq and is a predicted model, not a curated record. Lineage: Eukaryota; Viridiplantae; Streptophyta; Magnoliopsida; Poales; Poaceae. The transcript has 6 exons. Gene Ontology annotation, biological process: transmembrane transport.
CCCCUAGUCCCACCGCCGCCGCCGCCGCCGAGGCCGAGCAGUUAGCCAGUCCGCGUGGCACGCCUAUCGCUCUCUCUGCCCCGCUAAUCCCCAUUUCCGGGUGCCGGCGAGACCCCUUACCCAAUCGCCGAUCGCGCGCCAUGUCCUCUUCCUCCACCUCCUCCUCCUGCGACGGGGGCGGGAACCCUAGCCCCCCGGCGGCGGCGGGUGUGGCGGGCGCCGCGGCGGCGGGCGCGGCCGGUGCGGCGGCGGCGUGGCCGAGGCGGCAGUGCCGGGACGUGUUCUGGCUGGUGGUCUUCCUCCUCCACCUGCUCGUCUUCGGCGCCGCGCUCGCGCUCUUCGGCCUCAACCGCUUCCGCCAGGCCGACCGCUUCAACAUCGGCCGCUACGCCAACCUCACCGCGGAGCCCUGGGGCACCCCCGCGGGCUCCCCGGACCCCGCGCCCGCGCCGCCGCCGCCCUCGGUCUACCGCUCCGAGGACCCCUCCGUGCCGGCGUCCGAGCUCACGGAGACGUACUGGAAGUUCUACGGCGCAGCGGGGGGCGUGGGGGCGGCCCUCGCGUGGGCGUGGCUGGCGGCGGCGGCAUGGAGGAAGGACGGCGGUAAGGUGGUCAUGCGGACCGCCGUCCACAGCCUCACGGCGUACCUUGCCGUCGUCAGCGUCCUGUGCUUCUGGGGGAAGCACUUCUUCUGGGGCGUCGCCUUGGCCGUCGGGGCCGCCCUGCACUUCCUCUACGUCAUGUCUGUGCUCGAUAGGUUUCCCUUCACAAUGCUAGUACUGCAGAAGGCAGUAAGGAUGGUAUGGGAACUUCCUGACGUGAUGAGAAUUGCUUAUGCAUUUGUGCUAGUCAUGCUUUGUUGGAUGGCAUUAUGGUCCUUUGGAGUUUCUGGCAUUGUUGCCUUUGGCAUUCCAAAUGGUGGGCAAUGGUGGCUGCUUUUGAUAUUUUCAGUAAGUUUAUUUUGGACUGGAGCUGUCCUUAGCAAUACAGUCCAUGUCAUUGUAUCAGGGAUGGUUUUCCUCGUUCUCAUUCAUGGUGGUCCAGCUGCUGCAACAAUGCCCCCAAAACCUCUUCUAAAGUCCCUUCAGUAUGCUGUAACAACUUCAUUUGGAAGCAUUUGCUAUGGGUCACUAUUUACCGCUGCUAUUAGGACUUUACGUUGGGAGAUUCGUGGUAUUCGUUCUAAAAUAGGCAGCAAUGAGUGUUUGCUCUGCUGUAUUGAUUUUUUGUUUCAUAUUGUGGAGACGCUUGUUCGCUUCUUCAACAAAUACGCAUAUGUACAGAUUGCGGUCAAUGGACAGAGUUUCAAUCGCUCAGCUAGGGAUGCCUGGGAGCUGUUUCAAUCCACAGGGAUUGAAGCACUUGUCGCUUAUGACUGUUCGGGUGCAAUCCUCCUGAUGAGCACAAUUUUAGGUGGAUUAAUAACUGGAACUUGUACAGGCGUUUGGACAUACUUCAAUCAAAGCGAUAAAGCCAUUAUGGUUGGUUCAACCUCUAUGCUGAUGGGUAUGAUACUGGUUGGGCUUACCGUUGUGGUUGUGGAAAGUGCUGUUACAUCAAUAUACAUAUGCUAUGCUGAGGAUCCCCUUUUGAUUCAGAGAUGGGAUCCUGAAUUUUUCGAACAACUGUCAGAAGCACUACAUGAGCGACUGCAGUACCGAAGUGCACGAGCUCGCCAAAUACUGAAUGGCCGGCUUGAUCAUUUGCCACAUACGUCAAGUAUUUGAAUUGCAUGUCAGAUAUUGCUCAUUUCUGUGAAUCCAUCGAAACGCAGGCAGGUAUUUCCAGAAGAAGUUUUGGUUCUCCCUGCCAUUGAAAUAUAUAGGAAGAUAUGUUCCAAGCUAUUGACAUUUAGAGAGCUGAAGCGCCCCCAAAAACAUGAGGCCUUCAAAAACCACAGAAUGUGUUGAAAUCCCAAUGAAGUGUACUCUCCCAUGUUCAUGCUUAGGUAUUGCAUCUCAGUACAAUGUCAGUUUCAAUAUGUGUAGCCUUUUGCGGUAAGAUAGAAAUGGUUAAAUCCAUUUCGAAAUUUGUGAGAGUGAGUACGGUUGAAACAUUAAUUUGUGCGGGUUAGUGCGGCAAUGUGUUAGGAUUUUGUCUUUCUUUUGUAGUGUUAGACCUACUGUCUGACAAAACUAUGGGGAGGAACAGCAUUCAUUGUGGUCGACUGGUCGGCCGGUUGUACAGAACAUGGCUGCUUAAUGCUCAUACUAGAUGUUCGCAUGCGCUAUUCA